This is a messenger RNA of Anastrepha obliqua, 6371 nucleotides long. It is a transcript of the gene Dp1, whose product is annotated as vigilin. The transcript has 7 exons. Gene Ontology annotation, molecular function: mRNA binding. The record is from RefSeq and is a predicted model, not a curated record. Lineage: Eukaryota; Metazoa; Arthropoda; Insecta; Diptera; Tephritidae. The coding region runs from base 274 to 4137 and encodes 1287 amino acids. Gene Ontology annotation, cellular component: cytoplasm; nucleus.
UGCCACGCGACAUAUAAAUUAGUUGGAAUAAAAUCCAGUGAUAAACGGAGCAGUGCAGCACUUUCGCUUUAAAAUACACAUCUAUGUGCAUAAAUACAGUAGACCAAAUCAUUAAUAUUGCCUAUAUUUGCUGGGUAUUUAAUAGAGGACAGCCCAAGUUAUCAAACUGGAUUUCACCGCGGUAGCAGUUAAAUAGGCCGGAUUUUUUGGAAUUUACAGUACAUGGUACUGUAACGACUUGGAACGAAAAAGGACUCUUCUCUUUUUUAAGUAAUGCAAGCAGCAGUGAUGGAAGAAUCAAACGUAGAGACCGUUGAACAACAAAUCAACACCAACACUAUCACCAACAACCAACAACAAGAGCAGGCCCAGCUCGAGCAACCAUCCUCACCCACUUCUGUCGCUACGCCGACAAGCACCAAUAGCGGCACCACCAACAAUCCAACGCCAACAUUUAGUUAUGACGACUUGUUCCCGGCAUUGCCAGCGAAUACCGCCGCUCCACUGAGCAGUAACGCUGGCCCACCCUGUGUGCGUGUAACGACUACGCAAAAAACCCAGGUGUUGCACGUGUCUGGCGAUGAGCGAAAAACUACUGAAUCGGACAAGUUCGGUGAGGGUGAAUCGAAGCGUAUCUGUCAGCAAAUUUCAAAGGAUACAGGCGCUCAAAUUGAAAUCGCCAGUGGCAAAAAUCAAUCUCUGACCUUCUUGAUUAAGGGCAAGCAAAGCGAAAUAUUGGAUGCACGCCGUCGCAUUCUAAUGCAUUUCUCAACCCAAGCCAGCAAACAGGUAUCGAUACCGAAAGAGCACCAUCGUGUCAUUCUCGGCAAGCGCGGCGAACGUUUGCGUGAGCUGGAGCGUGUAACCGCAACACGCAUAAACAUCCCUACUCAAACGGAGGAGAGUGAGGUGGUCACCAUUUUGGGUACUAAGGAGGGUAUUGAAAAGGCCGAGCAAGAGAUCCGCCAAUUAUCGGCUGAACAGUAUAAGAAGUGCUCGGAUCGCACUUCGGUGCCAAAAGUGUAUCAUCCGUUUAUUGUGGGCCCUAAUAAUGAGAACCUCGCCAAGUUGAUGGAAGAAACCGGGGCGAAGAUCAAUGUACCGCCACAAUCGGUACAAAAGGACGAGAUUGUGAUUUCGGGCGAGAAGGAUGCCGUAGCCAAUGCUAAGGCUAAAGUGGAAGCUAUCUAUAAAGAAAUGGAAAAGAAGUGCUCCACUGUUAGUGUUGAAGUAGCGAAGUCGCAGCACCGCUAUGUUAUCGGUCCGAAAGGUUCAACGUUGGCGGAUAUUCUUCGCAUCACUGGAGUUUCAGUUGAAAUGCCACCCACAGAUUCGCCAUUGGAGACAAUAACAUUGCGCGGCCCGCAAGUGGCAUUGGGUAACGCGUUGACCGUGGUUUACCAGAAGGCCAAUUCCGUUAAAUCGGUGGAAAUCGAAGCGCCUAAUUGGACACAUAAAUAUGUGAUCGGACGCAAAGGUGCCAAUAUGCGUCAACUGGAGGAGGAAUGCCCCAAUGUGAAUGUCUUCUGUCUGGAUGAUAAAAUCAAACUAGAAGGCGAUCCCGAACGCGUUGAUCAGGCAACAAAUUAUCUCAACGAUAUUGUACGCAACUACUUGGACCACUACACUUACGUGGUGAUGACAGUGAAUCCAUCCUACUAUAAGCAUAUCAUUGGUAAAGCUGGCGCAAAUGUGAACCGCUUAAAGGACGAACUGAAAGUGAAUAUCAAUAUUGAAGAGCGUGAAGGUCAGAAUAACAUACGUAUUGAAGGGCCGAAGGAGGGCGUUCAACAGGCUCAGCUUGAAUUACAAGAAAAAAUCGACAAACUGGAAAAUGAAAAGUCAAAGGAUGUGAUCAUCGAUCGCCGUUUGCAUCGUUCGAUUAUUGGUGCCAAGGGCGAAAAGAUACGGGAGAUCAAGGAUCGCUAUCGCCAGGUUACUAUCACCAUACCAAGUCCUCAAGAAAAUACCGACAUUGUUAAACUACGCGGCCCCAAAGAGGAUGUCGACAAGUGCCACAAAGAUUUGCUGAAACUAGUUAAGGAGAUACAGGAGUCAUCACACAUCAUCGAGGUACCAAUAUUUAAGCAGUUCCACAAAUUCGUAAUUGGAAAAGGCGGAGCCAAUAUCAAAAAAAUACGCGACGAAACUCAAACAAAAAUCGAUUUGCCAGCGGAGGGGGAUACGAACGAAGUGAUUGUGAUCACAGGAAAGAAGGAAAAUGUACUUGACGCCAAGGAACGUAUUCAAAAGAUUCAAAAUGAGUUGUCCGACAUCGUCACUGAAGAGGUGCAAAUUGAGCCGAAAUUCUACAACUCCAUCAUUGGCACCGGCGGUAAACUAAUUUCAGCCAUUAUGGAAGAAUGUGGGGGGGUUUCCAUUAAAUUUCCCACUAGCGACUCGAAGAGCGAUAAGGUGACAAUUCGUGGUCCAAAAGACGAUGUGGAAAAAGCCAAAGCUCAACUUCUCGAACUUGCCAACGAACGCCAACUGGCCUCAUUUACUGCUGAGGUACGUGCCAAGCAACAGCAUCAUAAAUUCCUAAUCGGUAAGAAUGGAGCUUCCAUCCGCAAGAUCCGCGACGCCACUGGUGCGCGCAUCAUUUUCCCUUCCAAUGAGGAUGAGGAUAAGGAGGUUAUAAUAAUUAUUGGCAAAGAGGACAGUGUGAAGUCUGCCAAAGAGCAAUUGGAGGCCAUCAUCAAAGACAUCGAUCAAGUUACCGAGGGCGAAAUUUCCGUCGAUCCCAAGUACCACAAACAUUUCGUUGCAAAGCGUGGCGAAAUUUUGCAUCGAAUUUCGGAAGAGAACGGUGGCGUUAUGAUUUCCUUCCCACGGCCAGGUGUCGAUUCUGACAAGGUUACCUUGAAGGGAGCCAAGGAUUGCAUUGAGGCUGCGAAGCAACGAAUCGCCGAAAUUGUUGCCGACUUGGAAGCGCAGGUCACCAUUGAGGUGGUCAUUCCGCAGCGACUGCAUCGCACAAUAAUGGGUGCGCGCGGCUUCAAGGUGCAACAAGUGACCUCUGAGCAUGAUGUACAAAUUAAAUUCCCCGAUCGCGAUGCUACUAAUCCUGUUGAGGGUCUAGUAAACGGUACCAAUGGUAGUGGUGAAGAUUGCGAUGAAAAUGCCGAACCGGUGCGUGAAUGCGAUAUUAUUCGCAUUACUGGCCGCACCGAAAAAUGUGAAGCGGCAAAACAAGCAUUGAUUGGCUUGAUACCGAUCGUUGAGGAGCUUGAGGUGCCCUACGAUUUGCAUCGUACAAUCAUCGGUCCCAAAGGUGCCAAUGUACGUCAAUUUAUGUCAACCUAUGAUGUGCACAUUGAGUUGCCGCCCAGCGAAACAAAGUCUGACCUGAUAAAACUCAGCGGUACGCCGGCGCACGUGGAGGAAGCUAAGGCUGCUUUAGAAAAAAUGAUCGAAGAGUACGAAGCAGAUCGUGCUGAUCGCGAGCUACGUUCGUAUGAGCUGAAAAUCGAUGUGGAUACACAGUACCACUCCAAAUUGAUUGGACGCCGUGGUGCCGUUAUCAAUAAGUUGCGCGCCGAUCAUGACGUGCAAAUCUCGCUGCCAAAACGUACAGAUCCCGAUCCAAGAAUCAUUACCAUCACAGGUUAUCAAGCCAAUACUGAAGCAGCGCGUGAUGCCAUUAUGGAAAUCGUCGGUGAUUUGCAGGAUUUGUACCGUGAAGUCAUUGAAGUGGACUCCCGCAUACAUUCACACAUAAUCGGACAUCGCGGGCGCACCAUUCGAAAGAUCAUCGAGGACUAUAAGGUGGACAUCAAAUUCGCUUCUUCGGACGAUGCUCAAACUAAUCGCAAUGCCGUAACAAUUAUCGGCAAAGAAGAGAAUGUCGAAAAUGCCAAGGAAGUUAUACUCAAUAUGGCCGAGGAUUAUACCAACGAAUAUUUGGACAAUUUGCCACCUUCGCCACAACCUCAGACAGUGGCAGCCUUCCUACCGGGUGGUGGAAACGAAAAUGGUUUUGUCAUUAAGGAUGCACCAUGGGAAAGAGCUAACGACAGGCAAGGCAAGAGCUCUGCACCCAACACUCAGUCGCAAGAAGAUUUCCCAGAUUUCGCAGCUGGCGGUCCCACACCAGUGGCUUCGCCCUUAACAUCGGCAUGGGGACCGAAAAACUAAACGAAAUUAAUUCAAACAAAGAAAAAAAUACUAAUCCGUAAAAAAAGAAGUUUACAAAAAGCAGACAAAAAAAAAACAGUAAAAAUUGCAAACGCAUCAAAAUAUAUAAAAAAUAUGAAAAGAUAGGCAAACGAUGAAAGAAAAUUCUUGAAACACAAACACCAGAAAACUGAGAAGGAGGAGCAUAUUAGGUAGGAGAUCAGCAAUGCACAUACGCACACUCACCAACAAAAGUGAGUGCCAAAUCGAAGGUUGUCCAUAAUAGCGUUUUUGUUCUAAAAUCAAAUUUGCGUUGCAAUGACUUCACUAGAAUCACUAAAAACAAAUCACUAAACAAACAACAACAACAACAAUCAACAUCCCAAUUUAAAAGACAGCAUCGAAACAUUAAAAACAAGUGAGGAAUUCUAUAUGCUUGUAAUUUGCAAUUUACGCAAUACUUUGCAAGCUAAGUCUCAAUUGAAGUGUAAUGUGUAUAACGGUUUAAAAGUAGAUGUUAACAUUUCGUAGUUAUCGACAAAUAAGAGCAAAAGUGUUAAGUUAUAAGAAAUGUUCUUUAUUUGCGUAGGUUCACAUAACAGUUACUUUCUCGUAUUUAUCAGACAGAAUAGCUGCCGGAUUUUUUGACACUUGAUCUUGCGUUGCCUAAUUGCGUUAUUAUUAUGUGAGAAAUUUUUUGUUGUCGUUUGUUACGCCUUUGGAAGUUAACCGUGGAACAGGGCAUUUCAAUAUCAUACUCACACACUCACACCACGUACACAUGUUCAUUCUUAUUUUGCAUAUCGUUGGUGAAAAGCUCAGCAGUUCAGUUAGAGAGUUGACCUCUUUUCUAUCAAACGCGCUUUUCAUUUACAUACGUAAACGCUCCAACGAAAAAAUGGAAAACUUCUAAAUCCCAAGUAAACCUUUAAUUACUUUUUCGACUACGUGAAUAUGCUAAAAGAAAUGUUAUAUGCAUACAUACGUACAUUAGGCUUGACUUGGUUACACACGCAUAGAUGCAUGCAAGCAUACAUUAACCUUUGUCUUUUCUAGUGUCCGUAAAGUAGAGUGUUUUUAACAAGUAGAUUUUUCAAAUAUGUUACAAAUGUCUGCCGUAAAAUGUUUUAAUUUAUAUAUAUACAUACACACAUACAUAUAUAAUUUAUAUAGGGAGCGAAGAUUGCAAGUGGAAAAUGCAACGAAGAUAUGAAAUUAUAUUGAAAAGAUAAUUUUAUUAGUAUACAUAGCUGAAGAGAAUGCAGAUGAUUUUAGUAUUUGCCAACCUUCUUUGUAUUGAUCUUUUGGAUAAUCAUGAACCGGAGACGGAGACGCUUCAGCAGAGAGUUAGUUAGCUGAUGGCAAUAUUUUUUUUCUUUAAAUAUAAAAUCUUAAUUUUGCGGAGUAAUGUAAAAAUAAAGUGUUUUAUAUUUGUAUUUAAUUAUAUAUCAACUCUAUAUAUAUUAUCUAUUAUAUACAUAAUAUAAAACGAUUAUAUUAUACCUAUGCUCAUUAAAAUGCGAAAUGUCUCUUUCAAAUCCUACGAACCGAUUCACAUUAUUAUGCUGCCUAUCAUUGGUACACACAGCCACACACACACACCACAAUUGAGUGCGAUGGGGUCUUGCUUAACAUAAAACUCUUUAAACUAUUUCGAGAGCAUAACUUUAUUGCAUAGCGAAGACCUUACAAUUACAAUUUAAAUUUUCUCUUGCGUUUUCUUUUGUUGUAUUUUUUGUAUUAAGUCGAAAGUCGAAACAAACUGCGUUGUCAUUUACAAGUAUAUAUGUAUAUGUGCAUAUAUAUUUGAAAGCAACAAUACGAUACCUCUUUACACAGUUCUCCAAUCAAAUAAAGCAGAAAAACAAACAAAAAAAAAAGAAACAAAAAACAACAAAACAAAAGAAAAACUGUAUUCCUGUGCAAUUAAAAGUCUUCAUUUUUUCGGCUUAUAGUUUUACAUUUUUGUGCGAUUUAUUAUAAUUAUUAUUUUUUCUAACGCAAUUUACACAAUUAUAUAAAAAUAUGAUAUUUUUUUUGCAAAACAUUUUAAACUUAACUGAGUUAAGGAGUAACAACGAUUUUUAUAAAAUUUAUGCAUUGAAACCACAAAUACAAUACACAGAAUAUACAUAAAUAGUAUAGACGUUGAUGAGCUCCUUAACGCAAAUAAAUACGAUUUAUAUUAUUCAUUGAAUAUAAAUAAAAAUGGAAAACAUAGUUAAAAUAAAAAACAAAAAAAUACGUAAAACCAA